Messenger RNA from Salvia miltiorrhiza (redroot sage), 3069 nucleotides. RefSeq lists its product as uncharacterized. The record is from RefSeq and is a predicted model, not a curated record. Lineage: Eukaryota; Viridiplantae; Streptophyta; Magnoliopsida; Lamiales; Lamiaceae. Gene Ontology annotation, biological process: DNA integration. The coding region runs from base 1 to 3069 and encodes 1022 amino acids. The transcript is spliced from 7 exons. Gene Ontology annotation, molecular function: nucleic acid binding.
AUGCGAAUGGUCUCGUUCAUUCGUGUCGUUGAUGAGAAUGCCUGGACUUCAGUUGAGGAGGGAUGGACUACCCCGUGUGAUGAGGAGGGAAAGACAAAGCACAGAAGCAAAUGGUCCUCAACUGAUUUGGCGGCAUCUAAUGCUAAUCAAAAGGCUCUGAACUCCAUUCAGAAUGCGGUUACAAUGGAGGUGUUUGUUGUUAUUUCCAUGUGCUCCACUGCCAAAGAAGCCUGGGAAGUCUUAAUGAACACUUACGAAGGGAAUUCUAAGGUCAAGAAACAACGGCUACAACAACUUACCACCAGAUUCGAAGAAUUAAAAAUGGACGAGAACGAGACUAUAAGUAACUUUCACGGAAAAAUCCUCUCCAUUCCCAAUGAAAGUUUUUCUCUUGGUGAAAAGAUUUUAGAAGAAAAGCUGGUGAGAAAAGUUAUGCAUGCUCUCCCUGAAAGGUUUGAUUAUAAAAUUACUGUGAUAGACGAGGCAAGGGACGUUUCUGACAUGAAGCUAGAGGAACUUAUUGGCUCUUUGAGGACAUUUGAGAUGAAUCUGCGAUCCGAAAAAUUUGAGAAAAGAAAGAGCUUAGCCUUUGUUGCAGAUUCGAGCAGUAAAAACAAGGAGUCCCAAAAAUUUGAUACAGAUGAAUUGGUGGAAUCAUUUGCCUUGUUUACCAAGAAUUUUGGUAAAGCCUUCAAUCGUUAUAAAAGAGGAAUGGUGUCUACAAAGGAUUUUAAAAUGCUAAAGACAAUCAAACUCCUCAAACCAAGAUUGCUCGUGGAUCUUCAUCCAGAUCGGGGAUACAGUGCCAUGAAUGUCAUGAACAAGCAAAACAAAUCAUUCAAUGUUUCUCACAAUGAUGAAGAAACUGAUGACAGUGGAAGUUAUUCAGAUGAUGAUGAAUCAAUUGCUCUUAUAAGUUCUACUGAUGUUCUAAGGCAGAAAUAUAUCAAAGAAGAUCCACUGAAAGUUGAAACUGAUACAGAUACUGAGAAAGAUCCUGUUGCGUUCACUGCCAAGGUUGAAGAUGUCACAAAAACUAUUGUUGUGGAUGUUGUAACUUGUGAAGAGACUGAUAGUGACACUGAGGAACUUGAUGAAAGCUACCUGGCGGAAAAUUAUGAGAUGAUUUAUAAGAAAUGUUUGGCGAUGCUGGAAUUAAACAAAUCUCUCUCAACGCAACUUAAUGAUGUUUCCAGAGAACGCGAUGAUUUUAAGGAGAUGUAUCAGAAGCAAAAGACAGAACUUGAUGUUCUUAAGCAGAUCAUGGAAUCAAAGAUGGGAGAAUUGGAGCAUCAACAGAAGCUGGUUAAGAUGAUGAACUCUGGAACAGACAAACUUGACGAGAUACUUGGUCAUGGGUGUGAUGCUGGUAACAAGACUGGUCUGGGAUUUCAAAGUAAAGGUUGGGUUCCUAAAACCGAGUCAUGGUACUUAGACAGUGGGUGCUCUAAGCACAUGACGGAAGAGGAGAAAAAUCUUGAGAACCUUCAGAAGGUGUUAGAUGAAGGAGUUACCUUUGGCGAUGGUGCAAGGGCGAAGGUAAUUGGAACAGGUACUCUUAAUGUUCCAGAUAAGUGCGUGGUGAAAAACGGUGAAAAAGAGUACAUAUCAGGAAAACGCUCAAGUGACAAUUGUUAUAUUGUUACUCCUGAUAUUUCAUGCCUCAAGGCUCAAAUCGACAUUACCAAAGUCUGGCAUCAAAAACUCGGUCACACUAGUUUGCGAAAUAUGAAGAAGCUCAUAAAAACUAGUGCUAUUCAAGGUAUCCCCAAGCUGGUGAUCAACACGAAAGAUGUUUCAAGGAUAACCACAUCUCGCAUUCUUGAGUUGAUUCACAUGGACCUCAUGGGGCCAAUGCAAGUAGAGAGUCUUGGCAGGAAGAAGUAUGUUUUGCUUGAGAAAGAUAAAGAGGUGUCGAUCAAGCGUAUCCCAAAUGACCACGGAAGAGAGUUCAAAAAUGCUGAUUUUGACAACUUCUGUGAGAUGAAGGGGAUUACACAUGAAUAUUCUGCUCCGAAAACUCCACAACAAAAUGGCGUGGUGGAGCGUAAAAAUCGCACACUUCAGGAUAUGGUUCGCACAAUGAUGAAAGCUAAUAACAUAGCCACAAAUUUCUGGGCUGAGGCCAUGAAUACUGCUUAUUAUAUUAUCAACAGGGUCUACCUGCGUCCCAAAACGUCAUCUACACCAUAUGAGAUAUGGAGGGGGAGGAAACCAAGCGUGAAGCAUCUACACAUAUAUGGAUGUACAUGUUACAUUCUCAAUGAUCGAAGUUCAGAGGGGAUUUUCUUGGGUUACUCAGAUGGUCAUGGAUUCCGGGUUUACAACAAGAAUACUGAAACUAUCCAGGAGUCAACUAAUGUCACUUUUGAUGAGGAAAGCAAGAUAUUUUCAUACGAAGAAGAAGUUCAGGCAGUCACUACAGAAGUCUCUUCUGAUGUUAAGACUGAGGUGUCUGCAGAUGUGAAAACUGACAGUAAGUCUGAAAAUGAUUAUGAGGAGAACAGGAAGCAGACAACCAAGUCUGGUAGGGUUGAAAAGAAUCACUCACAAGCUGAUAUAAUUGGAGGAUUGAAUGAUGAACGGAAAACUCGUGGAGUCAAAAUUGAUUUUCAAAAGAUGAUUGCUCAUAUAGCUUAUAUGUGCUAUCUCUCUAAAGUGGAACAAAAAAGUAUAAAGGAAGCUCUACAAGAUGAGUUCUGGAUAGCUGCCAUGCAAGAAGAAUUGCUUCAAUUCGAGAGAAACAAGGCCCGUCUGGUAGCUCAAAGGUACUCUCAGGUGGAAGGAGUGGACUUUGAGGAAACCUUUGCUCCUGUUACUCGCUUGGAGUCAGUCAGACUUCUGCUUGCAUUAGCAUGUGCAAUGACAUUCAAGUUAUACCAAAUGGAUGUUAAAAGUGUCUUCCUCAAUGGAGAUCUUGAAGAGGAAGUGUUACGGUUGGAGGCCAAUCCCAUGAAGUCGAAAGGAAUUUUCUGGGCAUGCUCAUUAAGGCAUGACAUAACAAUCUUUACAUAUUCGGGGAUGGAAGUUAAAGGAGUAGUCCAUGACUGCAUUGGUUCCAUGUGCUAA